Molecule: messenger RNA, 976 nt
Organism: Erythranthe guttata (spotted monkey flower)
Lineage: Eukaryota; Viridiplantae; Streptophyta; Magnoliopsida; Lamiales; Phrymaceae
Source: RefSeq, a predicted model, not a curated record
UUUGCAUUUUGCUAGGUUGCUGUGGUGGAAGUAAGCAGUUAUCAGCUAGAAAUUCCGAGCAAAAACUUCAUCCCUUCUGUUGCUGUAAUAUUGAAUCUCACCCCCGAUCACCUUGAAAGACACAAGUCUAUGACAGAUUAUGCCACGAUCAAGUCCCGUAUUUUUUCCCACAUGACCGACGGAAAAAUCGCCAUUCUUCCCACAGGAAAUUCAUUUCUAAACGAGGCAAUUGCAUGCCAUGCAAACCAAUGUAAUUAUGCUUGGAUAGGUACUUAUCCCGGGCUUCAAGUUGAUUUGGAGGAGAAGAUUGCCUACUUUAGAAUUCCUACAAUUGGGCUUGUCUCGGAAUUAUCGUUGGGUGCAUUGACUGCCAUUGGAACACAUAAUUACUAUAAUUCCGCAAUUGCAGCGUUAUCCGUUAUCGGACUGGAUAUUGGAAUCGAUAGUGAAGCUAUCGGUUCAACUAUUGAUAAAUUGAAAGCUCCACCUCACAGAAUGCAAAUCGUUCACAAAGAUGCUCGUGGAGUAACAUGGGUGGAUGACAGCAAGGCAACUAAUGUCGAAGCAACAUAUGCUGGACUUAUGGGCAUCAAAGAACAGAAAUCGAUAGUUUUACUCGGUGGCCUCGCUAAGGUUUCGGAAAAACAAGGUUGUAAUGGUUUCGGGCAGCUGAUAGAACCCUUGAAGUACCAUAGAGGUGUUGUCACUUUUGGUUCUUCAGGUACGAUGAUUCAAGAUACGCUAUCGUCACAUGGUCUGAGUAUACCUUGUUUAAGGGCAAACAAUCUGAAAGAUGCUGUGCGAUUAGCCACAAAUAUGGCGAAAACCGGUGAUGCCAUUGUAUUGAGUCCGGGGUGCGCUAGUUUCGACGAGUUCAAAAACUUCGAGCACAGAGGAAAGUUCUUCCAGGAGCUUGCUCUACAGAAACUUGGCUGAAUUCCACUGGAUUUUCUUUUAUUUAAUUAUAAAAUGAUUU